Messenger RNA from Saccostrea echinata, 2392 nucleotides. RefSeq names its product putative ankyrin repeat protein RF_0381. Gene Ontology annotation, molecular function: protein binding. The record is from RefSeq and is a predicted model, not a curated record. The transcript has 22 exons. The coding region runs from base 58 to 2172 and encodes 704 amino acids. NCBI's taxonomy places the organism in Eukaryota, Metazoa, Mollusca, Bivalvia, Ostreida, Ostreidae.
GGACUCUGUUGAUCAACAACAAGAUGCUCAUCUUUCUGUAGAUAAAUAACUUUCAACAUGGCAGGGGCUAUGCCCCAGUUGGCAUCAACAAAAAUAGGUCAAGCCAUCAAAAAUGGAGACUUCAGAGAACUAAAGCGUCUCAUUGACAGUGGGGAAAAUGUUCACCUCAAGGACAGGAAAGGUAACACAUACCUGCAUUAUGUUUGCACCAUGUAUAGACCAGUUGUGUUUCACAUAAUAGCUGCCCAAGGAAUUGAUAUCAACAGCCAAAAUAAGUUUGGCUACACACCUCUCCACGUUACAGCGCUACAGAAGGAUGGGCUACACAUUGCUGAUGUCAUGUGUUGUGGGGCAGACCCUGACAUCAAAUGUUAUCUUGGAAAGACAGCUGCAGAGCUUGAUCCCCACAACAAAUAUUGGCAAAUGGUGUAUGAAAAAUAUAAGCCAGGAAUAUUCCAUGCUGUUAAAGCACAUGAUGUGGAGAAAGUCAAAGAACUCUUACAUUGCUGGUGUAAAAUGGAUUCUAAAUAUAAUGGACUAACCCUGAGACAGUACUCGGCAGCUCACAAGCAUCACGACAUUGUUAGGAUCCUGGACCAACACAAGGCUACCCUGGAUGUGAUCUAUGGGUGUUUGGAAUUGAAUUAUGACCGAGUCAGAGCAGCUUUGAAGAAGUCCUGGUGCAGAAUUAACUUUCUUAAUAAGGCCUCCAGAAAGCAGCACAUUCUACAGUUUGCUAUAGAAAUGAGGGACAACACCUUAGUCAAAAUGCUCUGUGAUGCUGGGGCAGAUGUUAACAUGCUGGUUCUCGUCCAUGAUUACUUUGUGGGUCCCCUGUACUUUGAAGUGAUCAACACCUCGACACCGCCAGACAUCAUGUGGACCGUACUGAAAGCUAAUGUCAACUUUAAUAUUAAAGAUGAGAGAGGAAGAAAUGCUAUGACCUAUGCUUUAGACAAGGGGAAUGGGUUCUUGCCAACAGAAGUGUUCAAGUUUAUGCUAAGGAAUGGAGCCUAUCUGGGAGACAGGGAUGAUACAGGGGUAGGGGUCCGUGAGAUUGCCAAGUUUGCUAGGAGAAUGGAUGUAGGCACAUUGAUAGACAAGUACUACAUCCAAGUGAUUAGGAAUUCAGACCUUGAUAUGCUGAGGAGGCUAGCUGUGGAUGGCUAUGGAGGACUUCUUAUAAACUUCAAUUAUAGAGACUCAUACAUCUAUGCUGCUGGGAAUGACACUGAUGAUGUUUUAAAAUUUAUAGAAUGGCUGCCAACAUUUCAGGAACAAGUGAGAUUGCUCCAUCUGGCCAUUAGAGAGGAACCAUUAAGUGAAUUCUCCUCUAUUCUCCAAAGCUGUAGUGAACCAGAAUUGUUAAUCAACUCUAAAGACAAGGGAUUGAGGAGUCCACUGAUUCUAGCUACAUUAUUUGCCCGAGAUGAUGUGGUGAAUUUUAUACUUAAACAGCCUUACAAGAUCGAUAUCAAUGCCCAGGACUGUUGCAAGAGAACAGCGUAUCAUUAUACAUAUUUUCUGGAUCUGGAUGGAGAAAGCAUUCGUAAAUCUCUGAUUGAGGCUGGGAUAGACCAGACUCUAUUGGAUGUGAAAGGCAAAAGAGGAGAAGACUAUGCAGAAUUUGCAGAUAAAGAGGAAUGGAUUGAUCAAGAAAUCACUGCUAAAUAUGGAAUGGAAUUAGAACUUAUGUGUAUUGAAAAGUAUGAAGACCUGAGAAAAGUCAUUCGAUCCAAAAAACAGGGAUUGAAGGAGUUCAUUGAACAGCUAAGAGAUUUCCCGGUCCCUGUGGCUACCUUCCCAAAGAUAUUGGGCCCCCUGAUGUCGGAUUACAGAGACAUCAUAUUUUUAGCAGUGGAUUAUGGGAAAGAAGAUAUUGCAGUUCGAUUGGCUCAUCUAGGAGCUGACUUAUUCAGGAAAGAAUUGUACAUAAGAAAAAGCAGGGAUGGAGAAGAAGUGAUGGUUGCCAUGGAUGUUGUGGAAAGGGCUGCAACGCUCAAAAUGGUAGAUUUGGUCAAUGUUCUUGCCAAGAAGCAGGUACGUCAGAGGGAAAUCCAUACACCAUUGGUUCCAAGACGUGCUCAAGUCAAAUUACAGCUGGAAUUGUCAAUGAAGUCUGUGGACUUUGAAAAGAUAUUUGUGUCUCAAACACCAUUGUGUUUUUAUUGAGUUCAUCAUUUCAUUGAUGCCUUAUUUAAUAUUUCAUCAUCUCAAUACAUUGCAUUUCAAGGUUGGAAUAAUUAAGAGAUGUAAGACUCACUAAUGUUAGUAUUUUAGAUGUAUGAGCUUUUUAUUUUUGGUUCAUGGGAAGUAUGUUUAUGUAUGCAUGUACUUUAUAUGUAACAUUUUUAUGUACGGUAUUGUUAAACUGUGAUAUUUUUGACACAGA